Molecule: messenger RNA, 283 nt
Organism: Acaulospora colombiana
Lineage: Eukaryota; Fungi; Glomeromycota; Glomeromycetes; Diversisporales; Acaulosporaceae
Source: the annotation of a GenBank genome assembly
GAUGACAUCUAAUUUCGAAGUUGAGCUCGUCAACGAUUCUGUUCGAGAGUUCCAGGUUACGUUCCACGGACCGGCAGAUAGUGAGUCGAGAACGGGUCCCGUGCCGAAUGGGGCUUCAUUGCCCCUUUGCUUAUCUCGUGUGGCUAACGGUGAUCUCCGCGCAGCUUUGUAUGUUGGAGGCGUUUGGAAGAUACAUGUAGAGCUGCCGGAACAGUAUCCCUACAAGAGCCCCAGUAUUGGAUUCAUGAACAAGAUUCUGCACCCCAAUAUCGACGAAAUGUGA